Messenger RNA from Talaromyces proteolyticus, 975 nucleotides. RefSeq lists its product as uncharacterized. NCBI's taxonomy places the organism in Eukaryota, Fungi, Ascomycota, Eurotiomycetes, Eurotiales, Trichocomaceae. Gene Ontology annotation, molecular function: protein binding. Bases 1 to 975 code for a protein of 324 amino acids. The transcript has 2 exons. The record is from RefSeq and is a predicted model, not a curated record.
AUGGCAGAUCAUUUGUUCUUUCGCAAUGUUCCAGCCAUCCAAUUCCCGUUCAUUGAAUGUGAUUUACACCAGCUGAACAAGCUCUCACUUUAUGUAGACACCUUAUCGGAACUUUUGGACCAGGCAAAACGAGGCGUCGCCUCCCUGAAUCUUCUCCAAGCUAGGGUCCACAACAAUCAAGUCGUGAGAUGCACUCCACAAUCCGUAAAGGUGACGGCCGCAGCUCGCUAUGCACCCAGUCCCGGCGGGCUCGAUUUAGGCAAUAUCGCAAUCAAUUCUUUUGUCGGAUUAGUGACCUUUCUUCCACUACCGGAUAUCAAAACCCUCGCAAACAAUACUGCUGCUCUUCGCAAAUCCGAUCUCCUUUUUGAGAGGAAAGAGGUGAAUGCCAGGUGGGGAACAUACUACACUCAUCUCACCGCAUGCAACUCGGAGUGGGCCCAACGCUUCUUCCAGGACAUCCAAGAAAACCUCAAAGCUGUAGACUCGGGGGCAAAUUCGCCUACUAGAGAACAACCAGCGGCGCCAAACUUCCACCAUCAAAUAAAUGUACAUUAUUCCAACCCGCUCGCCAAUCUAAGCACCUCACAGUCAAUCACAAAGAUUUCACAAAAUCUCUCACCUAGCUCCCCCCAAGCAAGUUGCCCUCCAAUAUUACCACCCAAACAGAACGAAUCAAGCUAUCCCACUGAUGAUCAAAUAUCCAAUGAUAUCCAGCUGUAUCUACGCGCCCUGAAAGCAAAGGAGAAAGCCUGGGGGCCAGAAAAUAUCACUACAUUGGAGACUAUCAAUGAUCUUGGUAAGCUUUAUGCUAAGCAAGGAAAAGUUGUGGAGGCGGAGGAGAUGUAUGUGCGUGCAUUGUCUGGCUUCGAGAAGGUUUUGGGAACAAGUCACGACAGAACCCUGAAAGUCUCUGUCGAUCUCCAGGAACUGCGCUCCUUGGUAGCUGGUCAGGAAACGAGGGUUAUACAAUAA